This is a messenger RNA of Diuraphis noxia (Russian wheat aphid), 1781 nucleotides long. RefSeq lists its product as uncharacterized. The record is from RefSeq and is a predicted model, not a curated record. Gene Ontology annotation, molecular function: transmembrane transporter activity. Gene Ontology annotation, biological process: transmembrane transport. Gene Ontology annotation, cellular component: membrane. Lineage: Eukaryota; Metazoa; Arthropoda; Insecta; Hemiptera; Aphididae.
CGUUCAGAAUCGUUUUUCGUAUACAAUGAUACCUAUCAUUGCAUUCCAAUUUAAUUUACCCUAGUCAGAGGCCCACCCAUCCCCUAAUGUACAGCAGAGCGACAUCCACUUACCCGCAUUAUUUUUAUUUUUAUGCUUUAAGAAUAUUGUGGGAUGUUAAACAAUAUGUAUUUAAGUAUAAAUAAGGAGGUAUUUAUCGUUAUUCGUUUCGAAUGUUACUCACAAACGUUGACAAAUAUAUCCAUUGUGAUCAUAGAUAAUUCUCCGGAAGGAAGACCUGAACAAAAUAUAUAUAUACGUUAUAACCAACAGCUAUUGUAACAUGCUUAUAUAGAAUAUAAUAUAUUAUAUAUUAUUGUAUGAUAUCAUUUAUAAUACUUGGAAACAUGAAGUUGCCAACAUUGUGGAUGAAAUCAAAUAAAAAUGAUUUUAGCUAUGGAAUUGAUUCCACCAUAGCGCAGAUMUUGGCUUUGACGACCACCUAUCUGUUCAGCAUAAAAGUCGGCGUCGACAUGAUGACACCAACGAUAAUCAUUGGUGCCAUUACCGACAAACACAAUGACACCGCCUAUAACCCUCUAUCUCAAAUAUCGGAAGAACAGAUGUCCUGGAUAGGUGAGAAUCAAAAUACCCCAGAUUCACCAAUGUGGUUGAUGUCCCAGGGUAGAACGGAUGAGGCGAAGAGUACAUUUAACAAACUCCGAGGUGGUGUUGGUGAGGAUAAGUGUGCUGUGGAAUUUCGGGAUAUGAUUUAUUAUACAUCCGAAAUUAAUCUUCCAACAGCUGGAGAAAAACAGGAAAUUUCUUCUAUCAACGAUUCAUUGUACUACUUCAUUAAACCGGAAACGUUAAAACCUUUGCAGCUGCUCAUGAUAAUGAUUUUCUUCACCAAUCUGCUGUCCGGAAUACCUUAUACACCGUAUCUGAUAUCCGUAUUCGAUAAAUUCCAAGUGUCUUUCCAUCCGGCUUGGGCAACGACUAUGUACACGGCUUUUAGCGUCGCGGGAAAUGUGCUAACCAUAUGCUCAAUAAACAAAUUGGGAAAAAGAUUUUUGGCUUUGUGCACAAUGGCUUCUUGUUCAGUUUGUUACCUGUCAAUCGGGAUCGUCGGAAACAUAUUGCCGUCGUCUCCAGUCACGUCAUGGAUAAAAAUUGUGUUAUUUUUUUUAUCGACUUUUUUUUCGUCGAUGGGAAUCAUGCCUAUAGUGUGGAUUCUCAUGUGCGAAAUUUUCCCGAUGAAAAGUAAAAACGUCGGUGCCGGUAUAAGUUCAGCAACAUACUUCAUCUUGAGUUUCCUGAUGACCAAGUUCUAUUUGGAUCUCGAAGUGAUUACGGGCUUCUAUAACACAUUCGUUUCUUUCGGGGCCUUAGGCCUAAUCGGUCUGGUUUAUUUGUACUUUCAACUCCCGGAGACCGARAACAAGACGCUUAACGAGAUUUCGGAACACUUUAAAUGCAAAAACAUGAAAGCUGAUGUGCAACCGAGUCCGGCUUAAAAGUAAAAAUAUUAUUAUGUGUUAACAUUUUAAGAUUUUAACAAAACUAUUAUUGUUGGUUAUUAUUAUUAUUAUUAUUAUUAUGUAUAGACCUAUAGCAUUGGUCAUUGUUAAUUUCAAACGCAAGUUUUACGUCUUAUGUUUAAUGCAUAAUAAUUGGUUAGGUUUACCGUUUAGUGAGUUUAAAUUCGAAUGCGUUUUCUUAUUGUUAUGCGCAGUGGCGCCGAAGUCCUAAAAAUCUAGUAGGGCAAAAAUAUUUCAAGAGGCUCAACAUCUUAAUAUCGG